CUCGAGGCAGGCCGAGUCAGGCCGAAGCUCGAGAGUCGUCCAGGCGUUUUCGACACGAAGCAGUCCCUUGGAAACCACCCUGAAGCCCGUCAUCGCUUUACCUCUCCGUCGGCAUUUCACCCUUAAAAUCUACUCUAUUCUGCUUAAAAUCUCACUAAUUUAACAAGACAAAAUCUAGUCCCUGUUGAGAUCAAAAGUUGAGACCGCAUAGAAGAUUCGGCGAAGAAGAAAGCAGGAUUAAGAACUGUUGAGGCGAGGGACACAAGCAGAGACAUGGACAAUGUGCAAAUGAUCGGCACUAAAAUCACAGCGAUCAAGGAAUACUUAUAUAAUUUCGCACGAACGCAUUCGCCUACCAGACUAAUGAGCUCCGAAAACACGUAUUCGCUCUCUAAAGAGCAUUGCAACUUGAAGUACUCAGACAUUCUGCCGCACAAUGCAGAAGGUUACCCGGCCACUAGAGAGUUCUUGAUGAAGGUGGUGGACAUCUUGUUGGAUUUUGUCAAAUCAACGAAUGAUAGAAAUGCGAAGAUCCUUGAUUUUCACCAUCCUGCGGAUAUGAUGCGUCUACUCGAUUUAGAAAUUCCUGAUACCGGAUUAAGUCUUCAACAACUUCUAUUGGAUUGUUCCACAACCUUGAAGUAUCAAGUAAAAACCGGACAUCCACAUUUCUUCAAUCAACUAUCAUGCGGUCUCGAUUUAGUGUCUAUGGCUGGCGAGUGGCUGACUGCGACAGCAAACACGAAUAUGUUUACCUAUGAAAUCGCUCCCGUAUUUAUUCUGAUGGAACAUGUUGUUCUACAAAAAAUGCGCGAGCUUAUAGGCUGGAAUUGUGGUGAUUCCAUUCUCGCACCAGGGGGGUCUAUUAGCAAUCUUUACGCUUUUCUUGCGGCCAGACACAAGAUGUUUCCAUACUACAAAGAAAAAGGACUUUCAGCUAUCGGAGGACAGUUGGUUAUGUUCACAUCCGAUCAGUGCCAUUAUUCUGUGAAAUCAUGCGCGUCUGUUUGCGGCCUCGGUACGGAUAAUUGCGUGAUGGUGCCUAGUGAUGAGCGCGGUCGCAUCAUUCCAUCCAAAUUGGAGGAAUUGAUCCUGGAACGCAAAGCCAAAGGUCACAUACCAUUCUUCGUAAAUGCCACUGCAGGAACAACGGUUAUUGGUGCUUUCGAUCCAAUCAUGGAGAUCGCUGAUAUCUGUCAAAAAUAUAAUCUUUGGCUUCAUGUCGACGCGGCUUGGGGUGGUGGACUGCUUCUGUCGAGAAAGUACAGGCAUCCGAGAUUGACCGGCAUCGAACGAGCUGAUUCAGUAACAUGGAACCCUCAUAAACUUAUGGGAGCUUUGCUUCAAUGUUCCACUAUUCACUUUAAGGAAGACGGGCUACUGAUCAGCUGUAACCAAAUGUCCGCGGAAUACCUGUUUAUGACGGACAAGCUAUAUGACGUGAGGUUCGACACUGGUGAUAAGGUCAUUCAAUGCGGGCGUCACAAUGACAUUUUCAAGCUUUGGUUGCAAUGGCGCGCCAAGGGCACAGAGGGUUUCGAAAAACAUAUGGAUCGGCUGAUGGAACUGACGGAGUACAUGGUUAGGAGGAUUAAACAAAUGCCUGACAAGUAUUAUUUGAUUCUCGAACCUGAAUUGGUGAACGUAUGCUUUUGGUAUCUACCCACGCGCGUGCGGAAUAUGCCACAUACUGCGGAAAGGAUAAAAAUCUUGGGCGAAAUUUGCCCAAUCUUGAAGGGUCGCAUGAUGCAAGCUGGUACGCUGAUGGUUGGCUACCAGCCAGAUGAUCGACGGCCCAACUUCUUCAGGAAUAUCAUUUCCAGUGCCGCUGUAACAGAGGCCGAUAUCGAUUUUCUCCUGGCAGAGAUGGAUCGAUUGGGCCAUGACUUGUAAGAAAUCUGUCCACACAUAGGCAUUAAUUGUACGAUGUGCAGUAAUUAAUUGACUGGUACAUACAUCGUUGGCAAAACUGCAUACGUUACAUGAUUCGUCGGAGCGCAAUUUUCGCGACGCGUUUUAAAAAAUAAUAAUGAAUUAAUAAAUAAUAAUAAGAAUUUGAGAUUCAAGUCACAAAACCACCAGUAUGUAAAACGCAAUGAAAUAAGCGACUUAUGCAACAGAAAAAAA
This is a messenger RNA of Pogonomyrmex barbatus (red harvester ant), 2127 nucleotides long. RefSeq names its product glutamate decarboxylase (gene Gad1). Lineage: Eukaryota; Metazoa; Arthropoda; Insecta; Hymenoptera; Formicidae. Gene Ontology annotation, cellular component: cytoplasm. The record is from RefSeq and is a predicted model, not a curated record. Gene Ontology annotation, biological process: GABA biosynthetic process. Gene Ontology annotation, molecular function: pyridoxal phosphate binding; glutamate decarboxylase activity.